Messenger RNA from Megalobrama amblycephala (Wuchang bream), 5248 nucleotides. RefSeq names its product CAP-GLY domain containing linker protein 2 (gene clip2). Gene Ontology annotation, cellular component: cytoplasm; nucleus; microtubule plus-end. NCBI's taxonomy places the organism in Eukaryota, Metazoa, Chordata, Actinopteri, Cypriniformes, Xenocyprididae. The record is from RefSeq and is a predicted model, not a curated record. Gene Ontology annotation, biological process: cytoplasmic microtubule organization. Bases 495 to 3623 code for a protein of 1042 amino acids. The transcript has 17 exons. Gene Ontology annotation, molecular function: microtubule plus-end binding.
AAAAGAUUCGACUCAAUAGAACGAUUCACGAAUCGGACAUCUCUAAACGGCCCCCCUGCCCGAAGGCUUUUACCCCUCCUGCUUAAUGACCCUCAUCUAUUCAAGAACCAUUUGCUCACCACUGACACACUUUCAGGACAUUUAUGUAAAAGAGCUUUCCUAAAAUGUGCCGGUGUCUGUGAACCUCGCAUCCUGUCCCACUCUCACCGCCAGCUUUAGCUCAGCAUCCAUAUUUUUCGCAUCCGUGUGGGAGAGAGAGAGCGAGCGAAGGGAGUGGCAGACGCUGACAAAUCUCAUGCCGGGAAGCCGACUGAGCCAUCCCUGCACACAUCAUCUGAAGUUCGCCGGCGCCGACUUCUUUUUAAUUCACAGGAUUUGGACUUCAUAAGUCCCACAGGUAGAAUGGAGAGGGAUAUCCGUCAUCCUCACAUUUAGUGCCUCGAUUAAGAAACCCUUAAUAAGCUGCGAAACUUGAAGUUUCUCCAGUGGACAUAAUGAACAUGCUGAAGUCCAGUGGCUUGAAGAUCCCUGGCAGGGGUCCUAAACACUCCAGUCCAGUGGGACGAACAACUGCUGGCCCAUCAACCAGUCCUGCGGCUCAAAAAGACAGUUGCCCCUACAAGCAGAUGGCUCCCACCCCCAGCAGCAACGCCUCAGACAAGUCCAGCUCCAAAGCCUCCGAGGUUGGUGACGAGGUGGCUGGGGACUUUGUGGUCGGUGAACGUGUCUGGGUGAACGGAGUCAAGCCAGGAGUCAUCGCCUAUCUUGGAGAGACCCAGUUUUCCCCGGGACAGUGGGCUGGAGUGGUGCUGAAUGACCUGGUUGGAAAAAAUGACGGCUCUGUCAAUGGAGUGCGUUACUUCGAGUGCCAGCCUUUGCAGGGCAUCUUCACCAGGCCUUCCAAGCUCAUGCGGCAGCCCGUCGGGGAUGGGGGUGACGAGCAGCAGCAGAAUACACAGCUGCAGGGUGGCGCGGGAGCAUCUGGUCAGCGUGUAGUCAUGCCGCUCAGAGAAGGCAUGCUCAACAGCUCCGUCAAAACCGGCAACGAGUCAGGAUCCAACAUGUCUGAUAGUGGAUCUGUGAAGAAAGGUGGAGAGAAGGACCUUAAGGUUGGCGAUCGAGUGCUGGUUGGCGGCACUAAAACAGGAGUUGUGCGUUAUGUGGGGGAGACUGACUUUGCCAAGGGCGAGUGGUGUGGAGUGGAGCUGGACGAGCCGUUAGGGAAAAACGAUGGAGCUGUAGCUGGAACCAGAUAUUUUCAGUGCCCACCCAAGUUUGGCCUCUUUGCUCCGAUCCACAAGGUGAUUCGGAUCGGCUUCCCUUCCACCAGUCCAGCUAAAGCUAAGAAGAGCAAGCGUAUGGCAAUGGGUGUGUCGUCUCUGGCUCACAGCCCCUCCAGCUCCUCCAUCAGCUCUGUCAGCUCCGUGGCCUCCAGCGUGGGGGGCCGACCCAGCCGCACUGGCCUGUUGACAGAGACUUCAUCAAGGUACGCCCGGAAGAUCUCUGGGACCACGGCUCUGCAGGAGGCCCUGAAGGAGAAACAGCAGCACAUAGAGCAGCUCUUGGCUGAGAGAGACCUAGAGCGGGCCGAGGUCGCCAAGGCAACCAGCCAUAUCUGCGAGGUGGAGAAAGAGCUGGCGGCGCUGAAGGCCCGACAUCUGCAGUAUGCAACAGAGACCGAGAGCAACCUACAGCAAGUCCGAGCCCUGCUGGCAAGCACCCAGAAAGACAAAAUGGAGCUGGCCAAUCAGCUUGAAGAAGAGAGAAGGAAGGUGGAAGAUCUUCAGUUCAGAGUUGAGGAAGAGUCCAUUACCAAAGGAGACCUGGAGACUCAGACUAAACUGGAGCAUGCCCGUAUUCGGCAGCUCGAGCAGUGUCUGCAUUUGGAAAAGUCCAAAGCAGAGCGGCUUCAGAAAGAGUUAGAGGAAAAUAUGCAAACUACAGUUGAGGAGAAGAGUCGGGUUAUGCAGCUGGAAGAGGAACUGGCUCUGCGCAAGGCUGAGGUCGAGGAGCUCCAGGUUCGGGUUCAGAGGAGCUCCUCUGGCCCAGGCACAGAUGCUGGAGACAGUGGGCCAGGCGUAAUCUCCGAGACUCUGGUCUUGCGAGAACAGCUUCUCUCUGCAGGCCGCGAACGCCGCGAAGAGAGCAGCCAGCUGCGCGAGAGGUACGAGGCAUCCCUGAGCACCAGCCAGAAAGAAGUUGAGCGCCUUAAAGCCACCACAGAACGUCAGGGUCAAGAGAUCUCCGACCUGAAGCAAAGACUUCAGCAGGCCACUCGUGAAAACAUGGAGAUGAUGGACAGCUGGAAAGCCAAGCUUGACGCUUUGGUUGGAGACCAUCACCGUGCUCUAGAGGAACUAAAAGCCUCAUUAACGGGCAGUCGUGGGGCCAGUGAGAGCAGCGGAGGAGAGGGUGAAGGAACCACACCUGAGAUGAGAGCAGCUCUGGAGAGCCUAAAGAUGGAGCAGCAACUGGAGUUGGAGAACUUGAAGGCCAAGCAUGAGAUUGAUGCUGCUGUGAUGGCCAAAGAGCGUGAAGACCUACGUGCCCGACUUCAGGAUCUGAGGGACCAGCUAGAGGAGAGCGAGCAGAACUGGAAGAUCCAGGUGGAAACCAAGAGCAACCAGCAUACUCUGGAGCUCAAAGAGGUUUUAGAGAAGCUCCAAAGGGCUGAGCUGAGGAUCAGCGAGCUGGAUAAGUCCCAUGAAGAGCAUGAAAAUGCCACCCUACUUCUCAAAGAGCAGCUGGAGCUGGCUGAGAAGAAGAUGGUAGAUUAUGAAGCCCUGCAGAAGGCUGAAGCUCAGAGCCGAGCAGAGAUCCUCUCUCUGCAGGAGAAGCUGAGGGUCAGUGAGAACCGACUGCAAGCUGUGGAGGCAGAUCACACCACCCAGGAUGUUAAUAUGAUCGAAAAUAAUGACAACUCUGAAGAAAAGAUUAAACUGAAACAGAAUAUGGAAGAAACUCUGGAGAAACUCACAAAAAGAGAAAAAGAAGUAUCUACUCUAACAACCCAAGUAGAUGCCCUAAAGACCCAAAUAACUGCUUUGGAGGAAAAGGUUCGUUUAGGAGAGAAGGCGGCAGAAGGAUUCUUUAGGGAGAAGACGCGUUUGGAGGCGGAGCUGGAGUCCAUGACCAAGAAAUCCCAUGAUGCAUCAGGCCAGCUGGUGAUUAUUAGCCAGGAGCUUCUGAAGAAAGAGAGAAGCCUGAAUGAGCUUCGGGUGUUAUUGCUGGAAUCUCCGCGCCACUCUGCAGGAGUGGAUUGGGACAUUAGCCGUGAAGUCCACAGGGCAGAGUGGAGGAUGAAGGAGCAGAAACUGCAGGAUGACAUUAAAACCCUGCGGGAGAAACUUUUGCUGCUGAGUUGUGAGAGGUCAUCUCCAGACCACCGUCGAUACUCUAUGAUGGACCCAUCUGCUUCAGACACAGAAGUGGCCCGUCUGCGUCAAAGGCUGCUGAGCACAGAGGAUGCCCUGAGGAAUGCGCUGGAACACAACCAACACGUGGACCAGCUAGUGCAGGCCAUGCGUACCCGCCCGGACAAGAACCAGGCACAUGCUAGUGCAAAUUCUGCAAAUGGAAUUCACCAAGAAGACACUUCCUUUACACAAGAGGAAGAACACUGAUGAGGGCUAAAACAGUUCUUGGAUGUUUAGGGAAGAAUGGAGGUGAAAUGGAAAGACGUCAAUUGGAUGCCUAGACCUUUGGACUAAUGCUUCACUGGACAUCUUAUUUUCGGUUUACAGUUAACACCAAAACAACGACUUUAUAAAUGAACAAACAGAAACCACAAAUUGAAGAAUAUCUAAAAUAAUCUGAGAUGCUAUUAAAGACAUAAUGGAAGUGGUUUUUAAGGUCAAUGGUACAACAAGGACAAACGGAUCCUGUAGACUACCUCCGAGAUGGACAAUGAUGUCUGACUUAAACGAGAGCGUUGGUCAGGAUACUUGAAUCCUCGGAAAAAAACAAAAAAAAAAACAAUACCCUGCUAUACUCCCAGUUGGUUGUAACCAGUUGCAGUUUAGAAAACAUUUUUGGCCUCAAUUUAUACUGUUUAAUUUAUUUGCCAUUUCUUUGCUUUUCACCUUUUUUUAAAAUGGUAUAUUCAAAGAGAUAAACUGGCCAACUCUCAGCACAAGGUUUGAAGGACUUGGACUGGUCAUUGGUCACUAGAUUCUGUAGCAAACAAGUAAAUAAAACAGACAGGAUCCCUUAUUCCAUACCUGCUCAUUCUUGUGUUGAUUUUUAUUUUUUUCGAGACUUAAAUUUUAAUGUAUGAAUUUUACAGUAUUCAGCAACCAUGUUCAACAGAAUUAGCAAGUUAAGGUGCACCGUAAAGCUUCAAGAACCAGUAUUGCAGUUUCAGUCAAUAUUAGUGCAUACCUUUGUAAUAUUAUAAAAUAAUAGCAGACAAUCCCAACCUGUAGUUCAAUUCAAAUGAACAAUGAAACAACAGCUUUCUUUUCUUGUUUUGAAUCAUUUGCUGAAUCAUUUCAUUGGCUUGUCUUUUACUUCAGCUGGUGGUGAGAUGUGAUUGGAAUAUCUUAAAGGGAGGUACUACAUGCAUAAGUGACCAUUUUGGCAGAAUUUAAUCAUUUUUCAUUGAACUGACAUUUUACUCAUAUAGCAAAUACAACAAUCCCAUGUUUCACCACUCAAAAUACAUUUAGCUAUUUUCAUCUUUAUAAAAGGGCAAGAAGCAUGUUUAUUUACAUGCACACACAUCUUUAUUUAAUAUUUGACGUAAGCAACCUUUUGACAAAAAAGUUAUUUAAUAUUUUUUUUUAAGUAAAAUCACAUGUAGUGCCUCCCCUUAAAAUAACAAAAAAGACUGUUCUCUCUGAUCAGAUUUCUGUUUGUUUCAAACAGAUCUUUAUAUUUAUGAACUAAAACAAACCUGAUGUUAAAACAGUACAAACUAUAACUGCAAUCUCAUAAAUCAGUGUCUGAUCAAUGGUAUUCCAGAAUUUAUUCUCUCCUUUGAAAAAUCAUGUGGAUGAAACAGUGCAAUUUGGCCAAGUUUGUUCAUAAAGCAACUUUAUACUGAUGUGAUUGUCAUUAGAACCAAGAAAGCAUUUGUUUUCAAAAAGAAUAGGGAAAAUGAUAGGGCUGGCCCCAAGUUUUGCAGUUAAAAUUGCUUUGGAUUGCAGUUGGAUUCAAUAAAAAUGCCUUUUAUCUGUUGGGAAACAUUUCACUCACCACAUGCUGUAAUGGAUCCCAAGAAUCAGUUAUUAAACAUUAACAAAAGAGA